GACCAUGACCUCUGACUCCAUGGUGGCAAGAGAAAAACCAUUCCCUGCAGUGUUAGAUAAAGUAUUAUAAAUAGAGUAUUAUGAGGCAAUGCAAGUAUUAAAGUGCUACUUGAUAUGAAAAGAUAAGCAUUAGGUCAUCGUUAAUACUUUAGACACGCGUAUGUGUUCUGUGGGAAUAGGCAACUAAUGUGCUUGGUCAUCGCGGGCCAUUAAUACAAUGACAAUCACCUAUUGAUUUUAGGCUAUAGCCCAGAAGAAAAACACCACACAGGCUGGAGAGUGACUCUGCGGUGUUUAACUGACUUUGCAGUGAACUUGUAAUUAUGACAGGCGCACUAGUCUCUCUGUAAUAUUGCUAAAAUACAAUGCAAAAAUGCAUUAGGGAGUACAAGUUUUGUGGGGGUUUUUUUAGAUGAGUGAAUGCUAACGACACGGAAACCUCAGCCACACUGCUACCGCGGAUCAGCCUGACCAGCGUAUGAAACGUGCCUCUCCAGACGCACGGUGGCCAGCGCAUUACACAGGCGGCGAUGUGGAGGUCAGUCGCUCAUCAGUGCAACGCGCCGAGCAGUUUCCCUCCCUAAACCCCAUCUCUGUUGCCUUUGUCCUCUUGUUCUCUUGUCCUCCAGAAACAAGGGAUUUCGCAUUGCACACCGUCGGCGCAUCCCGCAAGUCACGUUUCGCUGUGCGGUUCCAUUUUUCGGGUGGCCGGUGUCCCGGUGCGUCAUCGUCCGAACACCGGAUAAGUGAUGCUUUGAGGUGCACUGUUGCUCCCCUGUCGCUUCACAUCUCUGCAGCAAACCGGGCUGGAAAUGGUCCUAUGCUCAACUAGCCGGCGGCGCUCAGAGGUUAGACUCUCAUUCAACAGAGGGUCACAGCCACAAACACAUCACCCACCCUCCUCCUGGCCGGCAAGAGUCCUCCGUCUGCCUGCGCUCAUCUAAACAGCAGUGAAGACAGACAGGAAACGUACACUGUAGUGGUGCUGCCUGUGUGUGUGUGUGUGUGUCAGCGCUUCAGUGCCUUUAGUGUUCCCCCAAGUCCUCCACUGGGUGUGUGUGUGUGCAAUGAUGUGUGGCUGUGUCAAGGUGGAGAAUUAAGAGGAAGACGGGACCUGUUCAAGUCAGCAAAACCGAGCAAGCUGCUGCAUAUGUGUGUCAGGGUUGAGCAGUCCAGCACGUGAGACUAAGUGUGUGUGUGUGUGUGUGUGUGUGAGGGGCUAGUGUUGACCAGGUUAUGAGUGCGUCUCAGAGGGAGUGGCGGUUCAAUGCUGAGUUGAGCUAAGGGAGCAGAACAGUAGAAUCUGUAAGAGGAGCAGCCAUGGGGCUCGGACAGUCCAGCAAGGCUCCAGUCGCUGAUGACACAGACGAGGUAAAUUUCGACCACUUCCAGAUCCUGAGGGCAAUAGGAAAAGGAAGCUUCGGAAAAGUCUGCAUUGUACAGAAGAAGGACACCAAGAAGAUGUACGCCAUGAAGUACAUGAACAAGCUAAAAUGCGUGGAACGGAACGAAGUGAGGAAUGUCUUGAAAGAGCUGCAGAUCAUGCAGAACCUUGAACAUCCUUUCCUGGUCAACUUCUGGUAUUCCUUCCAGGAUGAGGAGGACAUGUUUAUGGUGGUGGACUUGCUCUUGGGAGGAGACCUACGCUAUCACCUCCAGCAGAAUGUCCACUUCUCAGAGAGCACUGUCAAACUCUACAUCUGUGAAUUGGCCCUGGCCCUCGGAUACCUCCGCACCAAGCGCAUCAUACACAGAGACAUCAAACCUGACAACAUACUAUUGGAUGAACAUGGGCACGUCCAUCUAACAGACUUCAACAUCGCAGCCAUUGUAAAAGAAGACCUAAAAGCAACGUCUAUCGCUGGGACGAAGCCAUACAUGGCUCCUGAGCUUUUUCAGACCUUUGAGGGGUCCCACCCUGGCUACUCCUUCUCUGUCGACUGGUGGUCGCUGGGCAUCACAGCCUAUGAGCUACUAAGAGGACAGAGACCAUAUGUGAUGAGAUCCAGUACACCAGCUAAUGAGAUCCUUCAGACCUUCCACAAGGUCCAUCCCAGCUAUCCAGCAGCCUGGUCUUUGGAGAUGAAGUCGCUUCUCAGAAAGUUGCUGUGCAUAAAUGUCCAGACGCGCAUUUCCUGUCUACCAGAGCUACAUGAUCUGGACUACAUGUCAGAUGUCAACUGGGACGCUGUGCUCAGCAAACAGCUUCCUCCAGGCUUUAUUCCCAAUAGGCGAAGACUAAACUGUGACCCUACAUUUGAGCUGGAGGAAAUGAUCCUGGAGUCCAAACCGCUUCACAAAAAGAAGAAAAGGCUUGCUAGAAAAACCAGGGACCAGGGUUCUGAUGGGUCCCCACAAAAUGGUCAGUUGCAGCAGAGAUUGGAUAAUGUCCAGAGAGACUUCAUUGUCUUCAACAGAGAAAAGUCAAGGAAAGCAGUGGUGGACUCAGAGUCCUCUGAGCUGUCCAUUAGUGAGAAGAACAAGGCAAUAGAGGAUGGGCAGAACAACAAUGUUGAACCUGCUGCCUACUUAUCAGGAUAGGUCUCAUGAUCCGAGAUCCCUACUUACUCCCUUAUCACUUGCACCUGCCCACAGCUUGUAGAUCAGCAAUUUACACUCAAGACACCUAUUGUUCUAUCAGCACAGGCACUCAGAUUCGGUCUUCAUUGUUCCUGCACCACCAACACAAAUGCAGUAUGCAUCACUGCUCACACACCAAAACCACAUUAUCAAGAGCUCCAGAACUGCAGGAGUGAAAUGGACCACUGGAGCAGCAGCCAUGCCACAGCCAGGCUUUUAACUUUCCUGUCACCGAGAAGAAUGUCACUCAUAUCAUGCUCCCUUACAUCACUCUGGUGCUCUAAGGUCUGCUCAACCUCUACUCUGGGCAGUGUGCUGAAGUGAAGAGGAAGUCACUCCCCUGCCAAAAAGGAGACAAUGCCACACCUACUCAGCUCUUGCAGGAAAUAAAGUCUGAUGUGGUCAACUUUGGCUGCAAGCUGUAUGUGCUGCUGCUGUCUUUGCGGGACACUCAGAUUUUCAAUCUCAGCGAGGCAUUUUUCUGGUUAAUUAGUUAUUUAAAUAUAACAAUGGUUCUCCAGUGCCACAUGGAAAUGGACAAGAAUAGACAUAAGGAGUUGGGUUGGCAACAUAUAUUGAAAAACAAACAGUUGGGUGGAUGGCUUUGUCCCAUGUGAUCUACAUGACUUGAGAUUUGAGCUUGACACUAAGAGUACAAAACAUUACAAUGGAGAGGUUAAAAAGGUAAAAUGAGGCCUUUGUUUUUAAGACAGCAACCACAGAUUCCUCUAAGAUACAAAAUAAAGAGCUGAACUGUAGGCUUGAGCGUGAAUGGCUCACUUUAUAGCAGCAGAUACAUGGUUGUAGUGGUCAUUAUGCUUAGCUUUGCUAGUCAAGCUAACAAAGAUGGUAGGAUUGUAACAUUUGGUACAAUGUCCCGGCUCCAUCACCUGCAGAUAUAGGCAAAACAGGCUGCAAGUUUUCUUCACUUGCGUAUGCUUUAAGUUACAGAAAUAUUAAACGCAGUUAACAAACAUGGUUUUAAUGUUAAGCUUGAAGAUCUAUUCUUGACCUUGGAGUUGCUUAGUUAAGGCCACCAGAUGUGGGUUGAAAGCUUCAGACACACCAAGUAUGUGGACCUUCUGAUGAAAGUUAUUUGUCAAACUGGUUUUAAACUCCUUUAAAACACUGACAUUUUGGACUAACCUUUGCCUCAAUCUGCAAAUGACCAGCUGGGUCUUCAAAUAAAGGUUUAGAAAUAUGAAAAGGUAUAUAAAAAAAAAGGUAGAUGGUAGAUGUUAUAUGUUCUGCACUGAACCUUGCUUUGCACAUGCUUCUUCAUCAACUGUAGCAUUUAUGCACAGACAGACAAAAAAAAAAAAUCUAAAGCUGUGAGUGAAUACUUAUUCCCUUAGGGAUGGUUUUAUAGUCAAGGAUUAAGCUGAGUCCUAGAUAAGAUUCAUUUUUUCAGUUACUGUCUGCAUUGAAAUUUGUUUUUGUCAAAUCAUUUUUAAUGUCUUUCCUCUUUUGUCCUGGUUACAACCAAUUACAAAUGUGCCACCAGAUAAGUCUGUAAAUUUGUAUUUGCAAUUAAUUGCUCCCAUAAAAGAAUACAUUCUGCAACAACAUUCUUGUCCAGAUGGUAUUCAACAGUAAUUCAACACCAGCUGAUUUUCACAUUUUUUAAUGUUCAGAGUCAAAAAAAGCAAUGAACGAAACAAAUAAACACCAGGCAAGGCAAUACCCCUCAUUCAUACUGUACGAAUUACCAUAGACUUGGUUAAAACCAUGUCUAAGAAACCACACCUGCCUCUGAAGUUUGCAGAGGGAUGCCUUAUACCAUAGAUAUGGCACACAGCUGGUUCCCUUAAAUUAUACAUGUAGGUAGUAAAACCUUUUUCACAAUCAGUAAGUAAAUGUGAUUUCUACUAAGUCAUUUUAUUGACCUUGAUCUUAUCUAUCUGCAAUACGACUCAAUCCUUUCAAGUCUAUGAUACUUGUAAUUAUAUUUAAAACAUAUUUCACUCUAUUCAAUUCAUUACUGUUGGCACUUUUCUAUUGAAAAUUGAUACAAUGUUUUGACUUACCUUUGUGUUGUUGUUGUCAUUGAUGUAAUUUUACAGAGCCAAAGGUGGUUUCCUGUACAAGUUGUAUGAUAUAGUGGGAUAGUUAAACGGAUGGACUAAUUAAAUAAUAUUUGUGAAUGAUUAUCGUAAUUUGUUCAUAUAUAAUAGAAGUACCAGAUGGGUUGAGUUCAUUGCAUCAGGUUAGUGAUUGGUAGAUCAUCUGAUGUGGCAGAUUCAACCCCUCCAAAAAGUGAACGUAUAAAAUAAUCAUUGACAAAUAGCAUUUGACCCAGGCAAUACCAUUUUUCAACAAAAUGUCUAUCUAAAAAAAAUGUUUAGUCUGGGAACAGAAUUGUUCCACACCUGUGAAUUUCAUUCCUAUUAAGGUUUUGUUGUCCUUCAGUUGUCACUGUGUGUUUAUUGUAUUUAAAUGUGAUGGAGUUGCAAACUAUUAAGGUGUGCCUUAAAAAUUACUUUCUUUUUCUGAACCAAA
Molecule: messenger RNA, 5079 nt
Organism: Siniperca chuatsi (mandarin fish)
Lineage: Eukaryota; Metazoa; Chordata; Actinopteri; Centrarchiformes; Sinipercidae
Gene: stk32a
Product: serine/threonine kinase 32A
Exons: 13
Coding region: 1321-2541 (406 amino acids)
Biological process (GO): protein phosphorylation; G protein-coupled receptor signaling pathway; regulation of signal transduction
Molecular function (GO): ATP binding; G protein-coupled receptor kinase activity; G protein-coupled receptor binding
Source: RefSeq, a predicted model, not a curated record